Messenger RNA from Schistocerca serialis cubense, 4323 nucleotides. RefSeq names its product collagen alpha-2(I) chain-like. The record is from RefSeq and is a predicted model, not a curated record. The transcript is spliced from 3 exons. Bases 1 to 4323 code for a protein of 1440 amino acids. NCBI's taxonomy places the organism in Eukaryota, Metazoa, Arthropoda, Insecta, Orthoptera, Acrididae.
AUGCGAGCGCUCGCCGGCCGCGACGGGUCGCCUUCUCGGCUUUCAGCAGCGGCCGUGAUAAGCCCAGCAACAGGGGCUCAGGGUGGCGGCGACGGCGGUGGCAGUCUUUCAAGUCCAGACCGCGGCGGGUCCUCGCAGGCUGGCCGCGGCAUCAAGAUGGGAGUCGGCAACGUGUCAGCAGCAGCGGCGACCGUAAACCAACGCCCAGGAGUGCUGGUACCACAAGGAGUGCUGGUACCACAAGGAGUGCUGGUACCACAACGAGUGCUGGUACCACAACGACUGCUGGUACCACAACGAGUGCUAGUACCAAAAGGAGUGCAGGUACCACAAGGAGUGCUAGUACCACAAGGAGUGCUAGUACCACAAAGAGUGCUAGUACCACAAAGACUGCUAGUACCACAAGGAGUGCUAGUACCACAAGGAGUGCUGGUACCACAAGGAGUGCUGGUACCAAAAGGAGUGCUGGUACCACAAGGAGUGCUGGUACCACAAGGAGUGCUAGUAUCAAAAGGAGUGGUGGUACCACAAGGAGUGGUGGUACCACAAGGAGUGGUGGUACCACAAGGAGUGCUGGUACCACAAGGAGUGCUGGUACCACAAGGAGUGCUGGUACCACAAGGAGUGCUGGUACCACAAGGAGUGCUGGUACCACAAGGAGUGCUGGUACCACAAGGAGUGCUGGAACCACAAGGACUGCUGGUACCACAAGGAGUGCUGGUACCACAAGGAGUGCUGGUACCAAAAGGAGUGGUGGUACCACAAGGAGUGGUGGUACCACAAGGAGUGGUGGUACCACAAGGAGUGCUAGUACCACAAAGAGUGCUGGUACCACAAAGAGUGCUGGUACCACAAGGAGUGCUGGUACCACAAGGAGUGCUGGUACCACAAGGAAUGCUGGUACCACAAGGAGUGCUGGUACCACAAAGAGUGCUAGUACCACAAGGAGUGCUAGUACCACAAGGAGUGCUGGUACCACAAGGAGUGCUGGUACCACAAGGAGUGCUGGUACCACAAGGAGUGCUGGUACCACAAGGAGUGCUGGUACCACAAGGAGUGCUGGUACCACAAGGAGUGCUGGUACCACAAGGAGUGCUGGUACCACAAGGAGUGCUGGUACCACAAGGAGUGCUAUUACCAAAAGGAGUGCUAGUACCACAAGGAGUGCUAGUACCACAAAGAGUGCUAGUACCACACAGAGUGCUAGUACCACAAAGAGUGCUGGUACCACAAGGAGUGCUGGUACCACAAGGAGUGCUAGUACCACAAGGAGUGCUAGUACCACAAGGAGUACUGGUACCACAAGGAGUGCUGGUACCACAAGGAGUGCUGGUACCACAAGGAGUGCUGGUACCACAAGGAGUGCUGGUACCACAACGAGUGCUGUUACCACAAGGAGUGCUGGUACCACAAGGAGUGCUGGUACCACAAGGAGUGCUGGUACCACAAGGAGUGCUGGUACCACAAGGAGUGCUGGCACCACAAGGAGUGCUGGUACCACAAGGAGUGCUGGUACCACAAGGAGUGCUGGUACCACAAGGAGUGGUGGUACCAAAAGGAGUGCAGGUACCACAAAGAGUGCUAGUACCACAAAGAGUGCUAGUACCACAAAGAGUGCUAGUACCACAAGGAGUGCUAGUACCACAAGGAGUGCUGGUACCACAAGGAGUGCUGGUACCACAAGGAGUGCUGGUACCACAAGGAGUGCUGGUACCACAAGGAGUGCUGGUACCACAAGGAGUGCUGGUACCAAAAGGAGUGCUGGUACCACAAGGAGUGCUGGUACCACAAGCAGUGCUGGCACCACAAGGAGUGCUGGUACCACAGGGAGUGCUGGUACCACAGGGAGUGCUGGUACCACAAGGAGUGCUGGUUCCACAAGGAGUGCUGGUACCACAAGGAGUGCUGGUACCGCAAGGAGUGCUAGUACCACAAGGAGUGCUAGUACCACAAGGAGUGCUGGUACCACAAGGAGUGCUGGUACCACAAGGAGUGCUGGUACCACAAGGAGUGCUGGUACCACAAGGAGUGCUGGUACCACAAGGAGUGCUGGUACCACAAGGAGUGCUGGUACCACAAGGAGUGCUGGUACCACAAGGAGUGCUGGUACCACAAGGAGUGCUGGUACCACAAGGAGUACUGGUACCACAAGGAGUGCUGGUACCACGAGGAGUGCUGGUGCCACAAGGAGUGCUGGUACCACAAGGAGUGCUAUUACCAAAAGGAGUGCUAUUACCAAAAGCAGUGCUAGUACCACAAGGAGUGCUAGUACCACAUAGAGUGCUAGUACCACAAAGAGUGCUAGUACCACAAAGAGUGCUAGUACCACAAAGAGUGCUAGUACCACAAGGAGUGCUAGUACCACAAGGAGUGCUAGUACCACAAGGAGUGCUGGUACCACAAGGAGUGCUAGUACCACAAAGAGUGCUAGUACCACAAGGAGUGCUAGUACCAAAAGGAGUGCUAGUACCAAAAGGAGUGCAGGUACCACAAGGAGUGCUAGUACCACAAGGAGUGCUAGUACCACAAGGAGUCCUAGUACCACAAGGAGUGCCAGUACCACAAGGACUGCCGGUACCACAAGGAGUGCCGGUACCACAAGGAGUGCCGGUACCACAAGGAGUGCCGGUACCAAAAGGAGUGCAGGUACCGCAAGAAGAGCUAGUACCACUAGGAGUGCUAGUACCACAAGGAGUGCUAGAACCAGAAGGAGUGCUAGUACCACAAGGAGUGCUAGUACCACAAGGAGUACUAGUACCACAAAGAGUGCUCGUACCACAAGGAGUGCUGGUACCACAAGAAGUGCUGGUACCACAAGGAGUGCUGGUACCACAAGGAGUGCUGGUACCACAAGGAGUGCUGGUACCACAAGGAGUGCUAGUACCACAAGGAGUGCUGGUACCACAAGGAGUGCUGGUACCACAAGGAGUGCUGGUACCACAAGGAGUGCUGGUACCACAAGGAGUGCUGGUACCACAAGGAGUGCUGGUACCACAAGGAGUGCUGGUACCACAAGGAGUGCUGGUACCACAAGGAGUGCUGGUACCACAAGGAGUACUGGUACCACAAGGAGUGCUGGUACCACGAGGAGUGCUGGUGCCACAAGGAGUGCUGGUACCACAAGGAGUGCUAUUACCAAAAGGAGUGCUAUUACCAAAAGCAGUGCUAGUACCACAAGGAGUGCUAGUACCACAUAGAGUGCUAGUACCACAAAGAGUGCUAGUACCACAAAGAGUGCUAGUACCACAAAGAGUGCUAGUACCACAAGGAGUGCUAGUACCACAAAGAGUGCUAGUACCACAAGGAGUGCUGGUACCACAAGGAGUGCUAGUACCACAAGGAGUGCUAGUACCACAAGGAGUGCUAGUACCAAAAGGAGUGCUAGUACCAAAAGGAGUGCAGCUACCACAAGGAGUGCUAGUACCACAAGGAGUGCUAGUACCACAAGGAGUCCUAGUACCACAAGGAGUGCCAGUACCACAAGGACUGCCGGUACCACAAGGAGUGCCGGUACCACAAGGAGUGCCGGUACCACAAGGAGUGCCGGUACCAAAAGGAGUGCAGGUACCGCAAGAAGAGCUAGUACCACUAGGAGUGCUAGUACCACAAGGAGUGCUAGAACCAGAAGGAGUGCUAGUACCACAAGGAGUGCUAGUACCACAAGGAGUACUAGUACCACAAAGAGUGCUCGUACCACAAGGAGUGCUGGUACCACAAGAAGUGCUGGUACCACAAGGAGUGCUGGUACCACAAGGAGUGGUGGUACCACAAGGAGUGCUGGUACCACAAGGAGUGCAGGUACCACAAGGAGUGCUAGUACCACAAGGAGUGCUGCUACCACAAAGAGUGCUAGUACCACAAGUAGUGCAGGUACCACAAGGAGUGCAGGUACCACAAGGAGUGCUGGUACCACAAGGAGUGCUGGUACCACAAGGAGUGCUGGUACCACAAGGAGUGCUGGUACCACAAGGAGUGCUGGUACCACAAGGAGUGCUGGUAUCACAAGGAGUGGUGGUACCACAAGGAGUGCUAGUACCAAAAGGAGUGCAGGUACCACAAGGAGUGCUAGUACCACAAGGAGUGCUAGUACCACAAAGAGUGCUAGUACCACAAAGAGUGCUAGUACCACAAAGAGUGCUGGUACCACAAGGAGUGGUGGUACCACAAGGAGUGCUAGUACCAAAAGAAGUGCAGAAAAGAGAUAUAGGGUACCAAGGAACGCAGUUCAGGUAUGUGACUGAGCCUAUGCCUACACCAAGUCAUCAAGGGGCACGCACUGAUUUUGCUACACAUGAAGCAAACUUCAUGACGGCAAGUCAGUAA